AUGGUGACCAACCCUAAUCAUAAGGCCGACUUGAGCCUAGAAUCCCUAGCCGACCUUCAAAUCCCCAAAGAUCUUUGUAUUUCUCCCAAUGGUUACAAAGUCGUCUAUACACUGCAUCCAUUCGGCAAAAAAGGCGAGCACGCCACUUCAUCAAUUUGGAUCGCCAAGAUAGGCCAACAAACAAGCGCCCGUCAAUUCAGCUCCGGCCAGUUCAGCGAUGAACAGCCUCAGUGGUCUCCAGAUGGAACUUCCAUCGCGUUCAAGUCCGAUCGUGGGCACCCGGGCAAAAGCUCGACUAUAUAUGUGAUGAAUGUAGAUGGAGGUGAAGCCUAUGCCGUCACGCCUGUUGAGAACGAGAAACCUAUUUCCGCGUUCGAAUGGAGUCCCAACGGAGCGUAUAUUGCAUAUGCCAGCGCAGAUGAGAAGACCGACGACCAAAUCCGCAAAGAGAAGGAGAAAGACGACGCCAAAGUCUGGGGAGAGGACUUGGAAUAUCGUCGCUUGAGGGUUGUCCAUGUAGCGACAAGACAAGUCUCGACGAUUGUCUCGGGUGACAGACACGUGCAUGCCUUCUCUUGGGGACCCGAUUCGAAGCAAUUCGUCUACCUCGAGCACAAGGAGCCGGAUAUCAACUCUUCUGGAAUCCAUGAUUGCAUGGGCAAUGCUGGCGUCUACUUCAUUGCAGGCCUUCAGCCGGGAUCCAACUCCACUUCGCUGUCGCUAUUUCAAAUAGAUAUCGCAAAGGGCGCAUACCACAGGCAUGAAUCUGAAGAUAGCUGCUGUAUGAGUAUUCGAAAGAAUCAGUCUUCCCUGGCUUGUCGUGUUCAGCAUGGCCUCGAUGAUGAGCUUUUUUCAUUACAUGAUGGUGAUUGUACCCUAGAAUAUCGUGGAGAGCAUGAGCUCAGCUCCUUCGCCAUCCUGAAGACUGCAGAGAAGACCGUCAUUGCAAUCACCAAAGGCGACGGGUCCAACCCGGAAGAAGUGUUUUCUAUCUUCGAGUCAGAAGGUAUAGUCAAGCUAUCAGAUCACAAUCCCAACCUCGCCGCUCUCAAAAUAUCCAAGGCGUGCUCCGUUUCCGCGACCGCGUCCGACGGCUACUCUCUCGACGGUAUGAUCUAUGUACCUUCCAAGUACAAAGCAGAGGAUGGCCCUCUUCCCACCAUUGUCAUGCCACACGGAGGGCCAUACUGGCGCAUCAGCACCGCUUUCGCGGUCUGUCACUUCCUCGAAGCCCCACUCCUCGUCUCAGCUGGAUAUGCAGUUCUUUGUCCGAAUUACCGUGGCGGGAGUGGUCGGGGUGAAAAACACGCCUCGUAUGCUCGUGGACAGAUGGGAACAGUCGACUACACAGAUUGUAUCGACAUUCUUCGCAGCUGCAUUGACAGUGGUCUCGUGGACCCUUCGCGAGUGGCGAUAGGUGGCUGGUCGCAAGGCGGACAUUUGUCCUACUUUGCCGUCACCCGCGAUGACUUUCAGUUCCGGGGAGCUGUAUGUGGCGCGGGCGUGGUGGACUGGGACGUCAUGACAAUGACUAGCGAUGCGUACUGGUUUGAGGGUGAAAUGGCCGGCGGUGCGCCGUGGGAUGUAGAUGUCAAUGCAGAACUCGAGGUGGACGACGCGGAUCAGACUUCGAAGAGAUGGAUCCGCAAUACGAACGGUCGACAGGGAAGCGCGUUGUGGAGGAUGCGCAAGGUGAAGACGCCCAUCUUGAUUAUUCAUGGCGAGGACGAUCUGCGUGUGCCCUUGUCACAGGGUGUUGCUUUUUACCGGGCUUGUGUUCACAACAAGGUCCCGGUUGAGAUGGUGACUUAUCCCCGUGAAGGACACAUUAUUACUGAGAGGAAGCAUCUCAUCGAUAUGUGGAAGCGGAUGAGGCGGUUCUAUGAUAUGCACUUGCAGUGA
This is a messenger RNA of Penicillium maclennaniae, 1902 nucleotides long. RefSeq names its product S9 family peptidase. NCBI's taxonomy places the organism in Eukaryota, Fungi, Ascomycota, Eurotiomycetes, Eurotiales, Aspergillaceae. Gene Ontology annotation, molecular function: serine-type endopeptidase activity. Gene Ontology annotation, biological process: proteolysis. The record is from RefSeq and is a predicted model, not a curated record. The transcript is spliced from 2 exons. Bases 1 to 1902 code for a protein of 633 amino acids.